UCUGCUCGGUCUGGCUUAACUCAGCCUUGGCCUAUUUUUGACCCUGGAACGACGAUGAUGCGGAAUUUCUACAGACUACAAAACGGUGUUUUCCUCUGGAGCUAGAAACAUAAGGAAACGGCGCACGAGAUGCUUGUACACUCCACCAAAAUGUGGCGCACCGUCAGAGUACACUGACAGUGUACACACUGAGGUGGCGGAUCUUUCUUAAGGUAGUACUAAACCAAAUAACUUCCGGCUGGGUCGUACUAAACCAAAUAACUUCCGGCUGGGUCAAAGUUGGAGGUGCACCGAACUUUUGAUAGAGAAGUGAACACCACAAGUCCUGUGAUUGGUUAUAAAUACUUUUGGAUGUCAACAGAAAGUCCUGGGCAUCUGCAGUUGCUGAAAUAAAAAUAAAAACAAAACAAUAAAAAAUCACAAGACAUGCCAAGUGUCAAGCUGUUAAAUGACCUGGAUACAGUCUAAUUCGGCAAGGGACGUUACUCUUCGCGCGCAUGCAGAGUUGGAAUGUGAAAUAGUUAUACUGGAGACCAGAAUUGUUGUAAUAAGGAUUGUCCAACAAAUCGGACAGACUGAAAGGACGCAAUGUCGUUGUAUACCAUUCCAUGCAUGUUUACACGCUGAAGGUUAAAGUACGUAUGUCGUGGUCGCAAUUAAUACUCUAGUAUACAAUUAAUCAACCAUUUUACACGUGUUUACAUCCGCUGAAGGUUCAAGCACAUCUGUCGUAGGCUUGGUGAAUAUACAUUCAAUCAACAAUUUCACAUGUGAAGAUUCAAGCAUAUCUACCGUGAACCUACAAAUAGUGGAGGAAAAAAUCCAACAUUUACACGUGUUUACAUCCGCUGAAGGUUCAAGCACAUCUGUCGUGGGUUUGGUGAAUAUACAUUCAAUCAACCAUUUCACAUGUGAUGGUUUGAGCACAUCUAUCGUGGGCACGGUGAAACCACGAAUAGUGAAGAGAAAAAACAAUCCACGAUUUGGGGAAAACAUCAAAAUGGCUGCCGGCGGCAAAGGGGCAGUAGUGUUCCUCAUGAUAGAGCUAUCUCUCUUAGUUCCGUACAUCGUGGCCUUCUCGCUGGAUACUUGGACAGUGGUCUACGAAGACAGCCUCACAGUGUCCAGAAGAGCCAACAUGGGACUGUGGUGGGGGUGCGGCUACGACCACGACUUGCAGUUGGAGGAAAAGUCGAAAACUCAAGCCUGCUUCUCCAUGUUGGAGGCAGGGGUUCCAGCGUGGUUGCGGGCUGUUCAGGCGUUCGCUAUUCUCGGCAUUUUCUUCGGUGUCGUCUGCGUGGUCCUUACUGGGGUCAUGACGUGUGGCCCGUAUGACCCCGAUAGGGUUUUCAAAGUAUUCCUGCCCGUCUGGUACUUUGCAGGCUUCGCCAUGCUUCUAGCGAUCGUGAUUUUCGGAGCGAGCAUGCCACCGUACGAGAAAGCGGUUCCUGUCAUGAGGUUCGACAUUGAGAUCACGCGAGAUUUCAUCAUUCAAAAAUUCUGGACGGCAUUUAUUGUCGAGUCUAUCGCAGCUUGUCUUUGGAACGCCUUUGGGUUUAUCUUCCUUUGUGCUGUUUGCUGCUCGUGAAAAAAAGAAGUAAAAUGAUUGCUCGAAAUCUGCAGUGGGAAAAUAACUCAGAUGUCGGUCGCUACUAAAGAAAAAAACAAACAAACAAUAAAGUUUAACCCGUUA
This is a messenger RNA of Gigantopelta aegis, 1693 nucleotides long. RefSeq lists its product as uncharacterized. The transcript has 5 exons. The coding region runs from base 1001 to 1588 and encodes 195 amino acids. The record is from RefSeq and is a predicted model, not a curated record. Lineage: Eukaryota; Metazoa; Mollusca; Gastropoda; Neomphalida; Peltospiridae.